Cyprinus carpio (common carp) is the source of this 1651-nucleotide messenger RNA. Its product is annotated as gastrula zinc finger protein XlCGF57.1-like. The transcript has 3 exons. Gene Ontology annotation, cellular component: nucleus. Lineage: Eukaryota; Metazoa; Chordata; Actinopteri; Cypriniformes; Cyprinidae. Bases 83 to 1315 code for a protein of 410 amino acids. The record is from RefSeq and is a predicted model, not a curated record.
GGAGAAUAAAACACGAGGAACCAGAAACACGGAGAAUAAAACACGAGGAACAAGGAGGUUUAUGAAAGAUAUCUUUAUCUAAAUGAUGGAUUAUGGUCUGAUGAAAAUGAAAGAAGAAAGACGAGAUCUGAAAGAGGUUGAGGAGAAAUAUCAGGAUCAGAAAGAUCAUGAUGUCAAUGGAGAAAAAUCAGCGAGUUGCAGCAUUAAAAACACAGAAGUCAAAAGGCCUUUCAGCUGCUCUCAGUGUGGAAAGAGUUUUACACAGAAAGGACAGCUUGAGAUACAUUUGGUAACUCACACUUCAGAAAAGCCUCUCAGCUGCUCUCAGUGUGGAAAGAGUUUUACACAUAAAUCAAGCCUUAAUAGGCACAUGUUAAUUCAUGCUGGAAUAAAGCCUUUCAGCUGCUCUCAGUGUGGAAAGACUUUUACACAGAAAACAAGCCUUGAGACGCACAUGUUAAUUCAUGCAGGAAUAAAGCCUUUCACCUGCUCUCAGUGUGGAAAGACUUUUACAAAGAAAGAACACCAUAAGACUCACAUGUUAAUUCAUUCUGGAAUACAGCCUUUCAGCUGCUCUGAGUGUGGAAAGAGUUUCACAAGUAAAGAAUACCUUACGACUCACAUGUUAAUUCAUUCUGGAAUACAGCCUUUCAGCUGCUCUGAGUGUGGAAAGAGUUUUACACAUAAAUCAAGUCUUAAGAGGCACAUGUUAAUUCAUGCUGGAAUAAAGCCUUUCAGAUGCUCUCAGUGUGGAAAGAGUUUUACACAGAAAACAAGCCUUGAGAAGCACAUGCUAAUUCAUGCAGGAAUAAAGCCUUUCACCUGCGCUCAGUGUGGAAAGAGUUUUACAAAAAAAGAAUACCAUAAGACUCACAUGUUAAUUCAUUCUGGAAUACAGCCUUUCAGCUGCUCUGAGUGUGGAAAGAGUUUCACAAGUAAAGGAUACCUUACGACUCACAUGUUAAUUCAUUCUGGAAUACAGCCUUUCAGCUGCUCUGAGUGUGGAAAUAGUUUCACAAGUAAAGGAUACCUUAUGACUCACAUGUUAAUACAUACUGGAAUAAAGCCUUUCACCUGCUCUCAGUGUGGAAAGGGUUUUACAUAUAAAUCAAGCCUUAAUAGGCAUAUGUUAAUUCAUGCUGGAAUAAAGCCUUUCAUCUGCUCUCAAUGUGGAAAGAGUUUCAAACACAAAGGACAACUUGAGAUUCAUUUGGUAACUCACACUUCAGAAAAAAAUUACUCCUGCUCUCAGUGUGAAAAGUGUUUUACAAAUAAAUCCAGUGUUAAGAGGCACAUGUUAAUUCAUAAUGAGUAAAAGUCUUUCACUUGCUCUCGGGUUUGGAAAGACUUUUACAUGGAAAGGACACUGCAAUGUUCAUUUGGUAACUCACUCUUCAUAUAAACCUUUCACCUUAAAGAGUUAAAGUAAUUUACUGUUUUUCUGAAUGGCGGGUGUUAUCUACUGAGUCACCUCAAGGAUGUGUCCUCUCUCCUUUAUUAUUUAUCUUGUACACAUUACAGUCAUUAUUAUAUUACUACACUGUUCAAAAAAAUUAAAGGAACACUUUUUAAUCCGAGUAUAGCAUCAAGUAAAUUAAACUUCUGGGAUAUUGAUCUAGUCAGUUACGUAGCAGAGGGAAUGGUUUUACAG